UUGUAUCUUUCAUUACAUCAGGUCAUAUAUACUUUUCCAGUGGAGAAAAUCAGGUUUUUUGAUUUUCAGUUUGUGCCACGAAAAGCUUCAGAUACAACAACGGGCGUGGGCUCGCCUGUAGAAGCUGCGCCUUCAGCCUCAUCUGCAGCAAGUAAGGAUUACGCACAGCCAAGUACUUCCGGUGAGCAGCAAAAAUUCUUAUCCGGCCAAGCUCCUCAGCUGCAACAGUUUGCUACAAUGCCCGGCAAUCCAGCCGUUGCUGUCUGUAAUCCGGUGUCAUCUAUGUCUGGUUCCUCGACUUUGCCGCAUUCGAUGACUUGGGCACCACAGAUAACUGCCGGUCAGUUCCAGUCAAUGCAAUCACUCGAUCAGCGUGGCCUGCCGGCUAUAUCUUAUUAUCCUAUCGGACUUCCUUGA
Molecule: messenger RNA, 417 nt
Organism: Gongylonema pulchrum
Lineage: Eukaryota; Metazoa; Nematoda; Chromadorea; Rhabditida; Gongylonematidae
Source: the annotation of a GenBank genome assembly